AGUGGAAAUAAGAUGGCGGAUCGCGGGCUGUGCGCGAGGAGCAGCAGAGAACUAUGGACCAUUCUGCUGGGCAGGUCAGCUUUAAGAGAACCAGCUCAGAUUGCAGAGGAGCUGAAUAAGCAUUGGCAGAGACUGCUUGAAGGGCUUUCCUACUACAAGCCGCCCAGUGCAAGUUCUGCAGAAAAAGUAAAAGGGGAUAAAAAUGUGGCUGCUCCUCUGAAGGAACUGGGUCUGCGUGUCAGCAAGUUUUUGGCUUUAGAUGAAGAGCAAAGUGUGCAACUGUUACAGUGUUACCUUCAAGAGGAUUAUAGAGGAACUAGAGACUCGUUAAAGACUGUUCUGCAAGAUGAAAGACAGAGUCAGGCUCUCAUACUGAAGCUUGCUGACUAUUACUAUGAGGAAAGGAUUUGUAUUCUUCGCUGCGUCCUGCACCUCCUCACUUAUUUCCAAGAUGAGAGACAUCCGUAUAUGGCCCAAUAUUCCCAGUGUGUGGAAAAGCUAGAUAAGGAACUGGUUCCUAACUAUCGUAAACAGUUUGAAGAGCUGUAUAAAGCAGAAGCACCAACAUGGGAAACACAUGGAAGUCUGAUGACAGAGCGGCAAGUUUCUCGCUGGUUCGUGCAGUGCCUCCGUGAGCAGUCCAUGCUCCUGGAAGUUAUCUUUCUUUAUUACGCCUAUUUUGAAAUGGCAUCAGAGGAACUACUGGCUUUUGCAAAGAUGUUUAAAGACCAGGGGUUUGGCUCCAGGCAGACCAACAGGCAUCUGAUUGACAAAAGCAUGGACCCCCUCGUAGAUCGUAUUGGCUACUUCAGUGCUCUAAUUCUAGUGGAAGGCAUGGAAAUUGAUUCUCUGCAUGAGCGUGUAUUGGAUGACAGGACAGAAGAGCAUAAAUUUGCUGGCAGCGGACAGGUCCGCCAGGAAAUGGACUGCCUACUGCUAACUCUUGGGGAUAUCUCUCAUCAUGCUCCUGUCCUCUUGGCCUGGGCUUUGCUCCGCCACACAGUGAACCCCGAAGAAUCAGCCGGUGUGAUUAGGCGAAUGGGAAGUGCUGCUAUCCAGCUGAAUGUAUUCCAGUAUCUUACAAAGCUGCUCCGGUCACUAAGCAGUGGGGGAAAGAAUUGUACUGCCAGCACAGCGUGCAUGUGUGUUUAUGGCCUCCUUUCCUUUGUCUUGACAUCACUGGAGUUGCACACGCUAGGCAACCAGCAGGACAUCAUUGAGACAGCAUGUGAAGUUCUAGCUGCUUCAAGCAUUCCUCAGCUGUUCUGGAAGACGGAGCCAACUGCAGGUCUGGGCAUUAUCUUGGACAGCGUAUGCGGGAUGUUCCCCCACCUGCUCUCUCCCCUUCUGCAGUUACUCACAGCCCUCGUUUCAGAUAAAUCCACAGCAAAAAAGGUGUAUACCUUCUUGGAUAAGAUGUCUUUCUAUAUUGAGCUGUAUAAGCACAAGCCAGCGGACGUGAUCUCUCAUGAAGACGGUACGCUGUGGCGGAGGCAGACACCAAAGCUGCUUUAUCCCCUUGGUCUGGGCCAAACCAACCUCCGGAUACCUCAGGGAACAGUGGGCCAGGUGAUGCUGGAUGACCGAGCCUACCUGGUACGAUGGGAGUAUUCGUACAGCAGUUGGACAUUAUUUACUUGCGAGAUUGAGAUGCUGCUGCAUGUUGUGUCAACAGCAGAUGUAAUCCAGCAUUGCCAGAGGGUGAAGCCCAUCAUCGACCUGGUUCACAAGGUCAUCAGCACAGAUGUGUCGAUUGCAGAUUGCCUCUUGCCAAUCACAUCGCGGAUCUACAUGCUGCUACAAAGGUUAACUACUGUGAUUUCUCCCCCAGUUGAUGUCAUAGCUUCUUGUGUCAACUGUCUGAGUGUUCUGGCUUCCCGGAUGCCUGCAAAGGUUUGGACUGACCUUCACCACACGGGAUUUUUACCAUUCGUCGCUAAUCCAGUUUCUAGUCUGAGUCACAUGAUCAGUGCAGAGGGUAUGAAUGCGGGAGGCUACGGUAACUUGCUAAUGAGCAUUGAGCAGCCUCAAGGUGAAUAUGGCGUGACUGUCUCCUUCCUGAAUUUAGUCAUGACGCUUGUCCGGGGGCAGCUUGGUAGUACCCAAAGCCAGGGGCUAGUGCCUUGCAUCGUGUUUGUCUUGAAGGAGAUGUUGCCAAACUACCACAAAUGGCGCUAUAACUCCCAUGGAGUGAGAGAACGAAUUGGAUGCCUUAUUCUGCAGUUGAUCCAUGCUAUCCUGAACCUGUGCCCUGAAAUGGAUCCUCAUAGCAGCAGUGCCCCCAGCCUACCGUCCCUUUGCAUCUUCAGCCUCGCCAACACGGAAGCAGGACAGGCAGUCAUCAACAUCAUGGGGAUUGGUGUGGACACCAUUGAUAUGGUGAUGGCCACUCAGUCCAGUAGUGAUGAGUCGCAGGGGCAGGGGCAGCUGCUGAUCCAGACAGUGAAGCUGGCCUUCUCGGUCACCAACAAUGUCAUCCGGUUGAAACCGCCCUCCAACGUGGUGUCUCCUCUAGAGCAUGCCCUGACCCAGCAUGGUGCCCACAGGAACAAUCUGAUCGCCGUCUUGGCCAAGUACAUCUACCACAAGCACGACCCUGCCUUGCCACGCCUCGCCAUCCAGCUCCUGAAGCGACUGGCUACGGUUGCUCCGAUGUCUGUCUACGCCUGCCUUGGCAAUGAUGCUGCUGCCAUUCGGGAUGCCUUUCUGACACGUCUCCAGAGCAAAAUUGAGGACAUGCGCAUUAAAGUCAUGAUCCUGGAGUUCCUGACAGUUGCUGUAGAAACGCAGCCAGGGCUCAUUGAACUGUUCCUCAACUUGGAGGUGAAAGAUGGAAGUGAUGGGUCAAAGGAAUUCAGCUUAGGGGAGUGGAGCUGCCUUCAUGUGGUCUUGGAGCUGAUAGACUCCAAGCAGCAGGAGCGGUACUGGUGCCCCCCACUUCUGCACCGAGCAGCGAUUGCCUUCCUCCAUGCCCUGUGGCAGGACCGUCGCGAUAGCGCCAUGUUAGUCCUGCGGACCAAGCCAAAGUUUUGGGAGAACCUAACCAACCCGCUCUUUGGAACCCUGCCUCCCCCCUCUGAAACAUCUGAGCUCAGUGUCUUGGAUACCUGUGCCUUGAUCAUGAAAAUAAUUUGCCUGGAGAUCUACUAUGUGGUCAAGGGUUCUCUGGACCAGUCGCUGAAGGACACGCUGAAGAAGUUUUCCACAGAGAAGCGCUUUGCUUACUGGUCAGGCUACGUGAAGGCCCUGGCAUUCCACAUGGCGGAGACCGAGGGCAACAGCUGUGCCUCCAUGGCGGAGUACCAGAUGCUGAUCUCGGCAUGGCGGAUGAUGCUGAUAAUUUCCACCAGUCACGCUGACAUAAUGCACUUGAAUGACUCCGACAUCCAGCAGCUGUUUCUGGAGGUGCUGAGUGGAACCAAGGCCUUGUUGCUGGUCCCAACCUCGGUGUGCUGCCUCCAGCUGGGAUCCAUGCUGUGCACCCUGCUACUCAUCCUGCUGAGGCAGUGGAAAAGAGAGUUGGACUCUGUGGAUGAAAUCAUAAACUCCUUGACGCAGAUCCUGGAUGGAGUCCUGCAGGCCGACCAGCAGCUGAUGGAGAGAACCAAAGCCAGAGUGUUCUCUGCUCUCAUCAUGGUCCUGCAGAUGCAGGAGGUGAAAGUGAGUGAGAUCCCUCAGUAUUCCCAGCUGGUGUUGAGUGUGUGUGAGACGCUCCAAGAGGAAGUCGUAGCUCUCUUUGACCAGACUCGGCACUGCCUGACCUCUGGAGACCCUGCAGACGACAAGGACAGCAUGGAGACAGAUGAUGCCUCCCGGCAUAAACAGAAGGACCAGCGAGAUGGGGUGUGUGUGUUGGGGUUUCACCUGGCGAAGGAGCUCUGCGAAGUAGACGAGGACGGCGAUUGCUGGCUGCAGGUCACCCGGAAGAUCCCGAUUCUCCCGACUCUCUUCACCACCUUGGAGAUCAGCCUCCAGGCAAAGCAAAACCUUCACUUCACGGAGGCCUCCUUGCACCUGCUGUUGACCCUGGCCAGAACGCAGCAGGGGGCAGCAGCUGUGGCUGGAGCGGGUAUCAUGCAGAGCAUCUGUUUGCCUCUCCUGAGUGUGUACCAGCUGAGCAGCAAUGGUGCCGGCCAGGUGCCAGCUUCAUCCCGGAAGUCUCUGGAUGCUCCCUCCUGGCCUGGGGUCUACCGUCUCUCCGUAUCACUGAUGGAGCGCCUCCUGAAGACCCUCCGGUACAACUUCCUGACAGAUGCCUUGGACUUUGUAGGUGUUCAUCAAGAGAGGAUCCUUCAGUGCCUGAAUGCCGUCCGGACAGUACAGAGUCUGGCUUGCCUCGAGGAAGCAGACCACACGGUGGGGUUCCUCCUUCAGCUUUCCAACUUCACGAAGGAAUGGCAUUUCCAUCUGCCUCAGCUCUUGCGGGAUGUGCAGGUGAACUUGUGUUACUUGUGCCAGGCCUGCACCUCCCUUUUGCAUAGCCGAAAAAUGCUUCAGCACUAUCUACAGACCAAGAAUGGGGAGUCCUUGCCCUCUGCCGUCAUGCCUCGGGGCCAGCGUGCUCCCCACGCCUCCACCAAGCCCCCGAGCUCGGAGACGGAAGCUGCCGAGCAGAAGGCACUGCGCAUGGUGCAGUACAGCCUCCUGAAAAUCCUCAGCAAGUCCCUCGCCUCUUUGCGCCAUUUCACCCCCGACAUCUGCCAAAUCCUCCUCGACCAGUCGCUGGACCUCGCCGAGUACAACAUUCUUUUUGUGCUGAGCUUUACAACUCCAGCCUUUGAUUCAGAAGUUGCCCCUUCUUUUGGGACCCUCUUGGCCACUGUCAACGUGGCCCUCAACAUGCUGGGGGAGCUGGAUAAGAAGAAGGAGCCCUUCACUGCAGCUGCAGGACUGGCCUCCCAGCAGGAGGGAAACAAGACUCUCAAGUCCCUGCUUAUGUUUACAAUGGAAAACUGCUUCUACCUGCUCAUCUCCCAAGCUGUCCGCUAUUUGAAGGACCCGGCUGUGCACCCCCGUGACAAGCAAUGGAUGAAGCAGGAACUCAGCUCUGAACUGAGCACCCUCCUCUCCAGCCUGUCCCGCUACUUCCGCCGCGGGGGGCCCUCUUCUCCUGCCGGUGGCGUCCUCCCCUCCCCACAGGGCAAGUCUGCCUCCAAGCUGGGGCCGGAAGGUCAGGAGCCUCUCUUCCAACUGGUGCAGGCCUUUGUCCGACACGUGCAGAGAUAAAGAGGAGUUCGUUGGCCACGCCCUUGCCAGAGACACAUCGUCGCAAGAUGCCUUUGCUCUGUGUGCUAAGAGGACAUUGGUGUCGGUGAACCAAAUUCCUUAUUUUUUAUCGCUCGUGCUGAGCGUGGGAGGUGGGGAAGAGGAAAGAGAGAGACUGGCUGCGAGUGUUUUUCCCUCCCUGUAUCGGGCAUUAACUUCUGUAGCGCAGAGAUGUGGCCUCUGGUGACGCACAGCCAAAGGACUUACAUACUGGGCCAGUCGCUGCUACUCUGGGUGACAGAAGAACAUCUGUGCUGUCUGCAGGUGAGAGACAUCUCGAAAGAACAGCGUCUCUUGGCUUUCUUCCCCACCUGCUCAUCUUGUGCAAAAAAAGGGAGGGGGGAGGGGAAGGGUAGAGUCAAUGCCGUUACUGCUGGUCUCACUUUUUGUACAACACGUUCCCUAUUUAUACUGAUUAAAACCAU
Molecule: messenger RNA, 5690 nt
Organism: Gekko japonicus
Lineage: Eukaryota; Metazoa; Chordata; Lepidosauria; Squamata; Gekkonidae
Gene: NUP188
Product: nucleoporin 188kDa
Exons: 44
Coding region: 13-5226 (1737 amino acids)
Biological process (GO): RNA export from nucleus; protein import into nucleus
Cellular component (GO): nuclear pore inner ring
Molecular function (GO): structural constituent of nuclear pore
Source: RefSeq, a predicted model, not a curated record